AUGUCACCAUCCAACUGGGGAACCCAACCCAUCCAAUCCGCCUUCCGCACCCACCACUCCCACCCGCCACCAACUCUCCACCCCACCCUCACACGCCUCCCGCACCCUUUCAUCGUCUGCAUAAUCGGCGCCUCAGGCAAAAUCGGCUCCUCAAUCGCCCUCUCAUACACGCAAGCCGGCGCCUCGGCUCUGAUCCUCGCCUCGCGUCGAAUUCCCCAUUUGGAGAAUUUGGCCCAAAAAUGUCAUGCAGAGAAUUCGGCUCUGGAGAUGGAAAUUUGGGAUUGUGAUGUUACUUGUUCGAAAUCUGUCGAGGGGCUCGCGGAGAGAAUUCGGAGGCGCUGGGGAAGGUUGGAUGUUGUGGUUCUGGUUUCGGGCGUUUCGGGCUUGAUCAGGACCAAGUUGACGGAGACGGAGGUGGAGAGUUUUGAGGAGGUGACGGGGACGAAUUAUGUGGGGACGUUUUUUUGUGUGAAAUUUUUGGUGCCGUUGAUGUUGGAGGAGGAGGAGGAGGAGGAGGACGUGAAAAAGACGUUUAUUGGAGUAUCGUCCAUGGCAGCGAUGAUUGUUCGAGGCCCGAUUGCGAAUACGCAGUAUUGCGUUUCAAAAUGUGCGCAGUUGAAGUUGUUGGAACAUGUACACGAACAAUAUCAGGAUCAAGGGUUGAAUUGUUUUGCGGUGCAUCCGGGAGCCGUGCUGAGCGAGCAGGCAGAACGGUUAGCACCGAUUGACUUCUUACCGUAUUUGACGGACAGUCCGGACUUGUGUGGAGCCUUUUGCGUGUGGUUGACAGUGGGCGAGAAGCAGUGGUUGUCAGGCAGAUUAGUUUCUGCCAAUUGGGAUGUGGACGAGCUGGAAGGGAAGAAGGAAGAAAUUGUGGCCAAGGAUGCUUUGAAGCUGCAGCUGAGUUUACCUUAA
Molecule: messenger RNA, 915 nt
Organism: Sphaerulina musiva SO2202
Lineage: Eukaryota; Fungi; Ascomycota; Dothideomycetes; Mycosphaerellales; Mycosphaerellaceae
Product: NAD(P)-binding protein
Exons: 2
Coding region: 1-915 (304 amino acids)
Molecular function (GO): oxidoreductase activity, acting on the CH-OH group of donors, NAD or NADP as acceptor
Source: RefSeq, a predicted model, not a curated record